Kluyveromyces marxianus DMKU3-1042 is the source of this 2079-nucleotide messenger RNA. RefSeq names its product guanine nucleotide exchange factor SEC2 (gene SEC2). Bases 1 to 2079 code for a protein of 692 amino acids. The record is from RefSeq and is a predicted model, not a curated record. Gene Ontology annotation, biological process: exocytosis. The transcript has a single exon. Gene Ontology annotation, cellular component: cell tip; Golgi to plasma membrane transport vesicle. NCBI's taxonomy places the organism in Eukaryota, Fungi, Ascomycota, Saccharomycetes, Saccharomycetales, Saccharomycetaceae. Gene Ontology annotation, molecular function: guanyl-nucleotide exchange factor activity.
AUGUCUGAACAGGAGGAGUCAAAACGUAUCUCGCUGCAAGUGACUUCAUUAUCAACACAACUCAUUGAAAGUAUUGAUAAACAAUCACAACUAGAAGAACAAUUGGUGACGGCGAAGAAGACUAUAGCUAGCCAACAACAUGCUAUUGAUUCUUACAAUGAGUUAAAGCAAAAUUAUGAAACUUUAAAGCAAGAGUAUGAGAAAGAUCGAGAGAAGUUCAGGAAACAAGAAGUUAUUUGUGCUGAUGCUGAGAAAAAGGUUUCAUCUUUAAAUCAAGAGAUUGAGGAUUUAACAGCAUCCUUAUUCGACGAGGCAAACAAUAUGGUAGCUGAUGCAAGAAAGGAAAAGAACUCAGUGGAAAUACUUAACGCUAAGCUCAAGGAACAAUUGAAAGAGAAGGAUUUGUUACUGGAUACCUUAUCUAUGCAGCUGAAAAACCUUAAAAACGUGCUUUACAAAUUGGAGAACGACCACUCCUCUAAAAACGUUUCAAUAUCAGAUUCUGCGAUGUCUUCAAGUACAUCGAUCGAGAGGUCGACCACAAAUCAAACUUCCACAUAUGAGAAUUUGCAGGCUGCGCCAUCAGGACUCCUAUUCUCUCCCCUCAUCCAAGCUCUAAGAUACGAUGUUCCUUUAUACACAGAAUACUUAAAGUUCCUAGCUGUUUUACCGGAGUGUGAGACGAUCCACCAGACCUCUUCAGACUCUAAGCUAAUAAAAAGACUUGUGAACUAUGAAAUAUUGCCAGUGUUGAGGUUGGAUAAUGCAUCUGGGAUUGGUUGGUUGACCAAGAGAAACUUAAUGAAUUUGAUGAUGGAAGGUUUAGUUUCUAUUGAACCAAUCAGCGGUGUAAAUGAAACUUAUCGCUCAGGAUAUGCUUCUCCAACCGUUACAGAUACACCAAAUUCAGAAUCUAAUGAAUCACACCUGUUUAGUCGCCCUCUGAAUUCCCCACCAGUGGCUAUGCUAGAUCCAUGUGCAUUUUGUGGGGAGAAUAGAAAUGAUAUUCUAGAACAUGGUAGGCUUUAUGUCUUCAAGACAUAUCAAAAACAAGAGGAUGGAAAAACGGAAGUGCAAAACCAAUUACCAGUUUGCCACUACUGUUUAAUAAAGCUAAGACAAGUAUGUGAAAUAUUUGCAUUUUUAAGGUCAUUAAAAUCUGGUGCCUGGAACUUAGAGAAGGUUACUUUAGCUUCUAUCAAGGAUGGCAAUUUGACCAACUACUUUGAAGUUUUAAAGACAUCUAAAUCAAAGUCAAAAUCUAAAAGGUUAAGCAUAUUCCAAGGUUUCAAGUCAUCCCAAACUAGUACACCGGUAACAGAAAAUUUACAUCAAUUCGCAGAUAAAAAUGGGUUACCAACUACGAACAUUCAAAGAUCUUGGGCACGUCUUUCACAGCUUCGGGCAUCUUUACAUUGGUCUCAUAUCGGUGUAUGGUCUCUAGAUGAAGCAUACGCUGCGGAUAUUACUCCUGCUUCGGAGGCCAACAAGAUUAAGGACGGGGAAGAACAUGGAUUGGGUAUAACCUCCGAACAAAUACCUAUUCCGUUAACUCCAGAGGGGGACGAAACAUUUGACUUUGAAGCUGCAAAUUCUUCAACCAAAUCAACUGGCGCCGUAUCGGCCAACAACUCUUCCGAUAUACAAGAAGAUACAACAGAAAUUAUAGAAAAGGAAGUUCAAGAAAUUUCAGAUGUGGAGAGCUCUUCGGUUUUUAAAGAAUCUCAAGGUGAAAAGGUAAAGGGAGAACUUGAAUUAACUGAUGUAUCAGCACAUGGUGAUAAAACAGAGUCACAUCAGCAAACAGAGGAGCAAAAAUUGAACUCAGCACCAGACGUGACUCCAGUACCAGAAGACCUUAGCGACAUAAAGGAGUCAGUUGAUCAGUCCCCUGAAACACGCGAUUCAUCUGAGGAACCAAAUGAAGUACUGGAUGCGUAUGGCAGCCCGUCUGUAAAAACCUCACGUAGUACAGAUUCAGUUCGAGAGAACAAUCCGAAAAAUAAAUCCUCACCAUCUUCAGAUGAUAUUUCUGAAGAUGAAGAUCAUUUCAAUGAUGCUAAAGAGGAAGUAGACUGA